CCUAACUUUUGACCAACGCGUUCAGUUUACGGAAGUACAUGUGUGUGUGACUUUAAUCGUAUGUGUGGAACAGCCCGUAACAUAUGACUUGUACCUCUUUUCAUUUCGUACGUAGUUUAUUAUUCUAGUUGUGUGAUAGUGCUGGCUCUCCGUCGGAGCCAUGUUGUUUUUGGCUUGAGUGGAGUUGGGAUAAGUUCCGAGUCUUGAGAGAUCUACAAAAUUUACAGAGAACCGGGACCCUAUGGGAGAAAAUAACUAGGUUUCUGGAGCUUACAUAACUUUUUUAAUUGUGCUCUGAAUAAAAUAGACCUAGAAAUGAAAUCUGACUGCAGGUCGCGGUGAUUGAGUCAAUGAUUAGAUUGUAUUUGUACGAUUAUAUUUUUUCCCGCUGUGAUUUCGGGAUUUCAAGUGGAGACUAAGGAAAAUGAGCGGACAGCCGCUACAGCAGAGGAGAGAUCCUCAUGUGGGCUCCAGGCUGCUCUCAGGGCAGCAGAACGAUGCGCUGUUUGCUCACCUGGGCAGAAAAUGCACUGGUGAGGAAUAAGAAUGAGGCUACACUGCAGCAUCAGCAGAGCUACAGGAAGUGCUGUGAUGGACUCACUAACACCUGUGGCUGGAAAAUGGCAAUCAACUUAGUAAAAGUCUUCUUCUCGAUGCCCCAGGGUUUGGUGUUUUUUAAAUUACCACAGUUGAAAGGUUUCACAAGGAUUUGGAUCAUGUGUGCUGCUAAAGAAAUAGCCACAGAUUUUCAGUUAAUACAUUUGCCCAAAAAUGAAUUGAGGCUUUGAAUUGCGUGCUGAACUUAUGGGCUGUUAUCAAGUAUACAACAUAAUGUACAAAAUUAGCUCCAGUUAUGCUUUACACUAUAGAACAGAAGUAUUCAACCUGGGAAAAUAUGGAAAUGCCCCCCAAAAAUUAUUUUGCCUAGGAGCGUCAUGUUUUAACAGUGGAACAGAAGAAUAUGCCAAAAGAAGAAGAAGACUUAAGUACAGUGAAAUUCCUUUCUGCAUUUAACCCAUCUGAGGCAAUGAACACAUACAUACCCAGAGCAGUGGGCAGCUAUGCUACAGUGCCCAGGGAGCAGUGGGGGGUUAGGUGCUUUGCAGGGGCACUUCAGCCUAAGGCCACCCUAUGUUAACCUAACCACAUGUCUUUGAACUGUGGGGGAAAACGGAGCAGACAUGGGGAGAACAUGCAAACUCCACACAGAAAGGCCCCCGUCAGCUGCUGGGCUCGAACCCAGAACCUUCCUGCUGUGAGGCGACAAUGCUAACUACUACACCACCAUGCCACCCAGUAGAAGUCUUUCCCCAAUUAAAAGCAGCAGAUAAGCCAAACACCAUUUGAAUCUGGAAUGAUUGACAGAUAAGCAGGUGUUUUGAGCUCUCUGCUUGAAAGAUGUGAUGAUGCAGUACUCUAACUAACUGGGCCACUAUUGUUAGAAGAGCUACAGCUAUACCAGGCUGGACUGCUAGCUGGGCACUUACCACAGCUAACAGGCCUCCCACUACUGCUAACUGGGCCUUCACCACCACUGGCUGGGCUACCAUCAUAUUAUGCCUGGCCAAACACAAAACCAGCUGGGUUAACACCACAUCUAGCUGGGCAUUCAUCUCUGCAAACGGAGCUACAGCUACAUCAGACUCGACUUUGUACUGGGUCUCCACCACAGCUUGCAGGUCUUUUACCUCUGCUAACUGGGCCUUCACCACCACUGGCUGGGCUACCAUCAUAUUAUGCCUGGCCAAACACAAAACCAGCUGAGUUAACACCACAUCUAGCUGGGCAUUCAUCUCUGCAAACGGAGCUACAGCUACAUCAGGCUCGACUUUGUACUGGGUCUCCACCACAGCUUGCAGGUCUUUUACCUCUGCUAACUGGGCCUUCACCACCAUUGGCUGGGCUACUAUUACGCCUGGCCUGGCUAACAGCCCAAUCAGCUGGGCUAUCACCAAAUCUUGCUGAGCCUCCACUGCUAACAGAGCAACAGCUACGACAGACUCGACUACAAACUGGGUUUCCACCACAACUAGUGGGCCUUCUACACCACUGACUGGGCUACUACCACAUCAGACCCAGCUAACAUCACAACCACCUGGGCCACCACCACAACUACCUGGGUCUCUACUAUUGCGAGCAGAGUCACAGCCACACUUCCCACCACUGCCAACUGGGCUUUCAUCAACACUGGCUGGGCUACCAUCACAACAGGCCUGGCUCUCACCACAUCCAGCUGGGUCACCUCAACAUCCAGCUGGGUCACCUCAACAUCCAGCUGGGCCACCACAACAUCCAGCUGGGCCACCACAACAUCCAGCUGGGCCACCACAACAUCCAGCUGGGCCACCACAACAUCCAGCUGGGCUACCACAACAUCCAGCUGGGCUACCACAACAUCCAGCUGGGCUCCCACAACAUCCAGCUGGGCUCCCAUUACAUCAGACUGAGCAGUUACCUCCGUUACGUGACCGAACUGAGCAGCAACCACUGCAUCAAGGAUCAUGUUUACAACUGCAGCUACCUGAGGUAACUGAGUUUCCUUCAACAAAGAAAACUUUACAUUCGCUUAAUCCAGCAAUUAAGAAACAAAAGAAAAUGCACUUCUUUCAAAUCCUUAAUAAUGCCAAAAUCAUCUGGGACUCCCGAUCUAAGCCAAAGGGAAUUUUGGUGGGCCAUAUUAACAUUCGAAGUAUUGUCAACAAAACAGAGCAAAUAGAACAUUUAUUAAGUGAGUCGAAUAUUGAUAUACUUGGAGUAUCUGAAAGUUGGUUGACACAUUCGUCAUCUACAGCAGCUAUUAGUAUUCCAGGGUAUAAUGUGUUCAGAAAAGAUAGGGAAUCAGGGAAAGGUGGGGGAGUAUUGAUUUAUGUAAGAGAAAAGUUUAAGUGUGAGCUAUUAAGUUGGCCUAUUGAAGUCAAAGCUGAAUAUAUUGGUCUUAAUAUUUCACUUUGCUCUGCAAUGUCUUUUAUUGUAAUUUGUGUGUAUCGACCUCCCUCUGCAAAAGAUGUAUUUUGUGAUCAUCUGCAAACAGUUUUAAAUCAUUGCAAUUCUAAUAAGGAAAUCAUAUUACUUGGUGACUUUAACAUCAACUGGGACAUCAAGUCAGACCGAAAGAAAAUUAAACAACUUAUGGAUAAAUUCAAUAUGACACAAAUUAUAAAAGGACCAACAAAAAUAACAAAUACGUCAAAAACAAUGAUUGAUCUAAUAUUUACUAACAAACCAGACAGGAUCUCUAAGACUUUUAAUCUACUAUAUGGUCUGUCAGACCACAAUUUUAUUCUGUGUACGAGGAAAAUUUCAAGGAAGUACUUAGCAGCAUCUACCAGGGGUCAUGAUUACUAUUUCAUACCCAAAGGCCAACAGCAUAUCCUGAAGGAGGAGAUAAAACCCACAGAUUGGUCUAAUAUUCUUGAAAAUAACAACAUUGAGACUAGCUCAGAUAGUUUUAUCAAGAAAGUCAAUGCCAUUAUAACACACACACACACAUUAUCUCUAGCCGCUUUAUCCUUCUACAGGGUCGCAGGCAAGCUGGAGCCUAUCCCAGCUGACUACGGGCGAAAGGCGGGGUACACCCUGGACAAGUCGCCAGGUCAUCACAGGGCUGACACAUAGACACAGACAACCAUUCACACUCACAUUCACACCUACAGUCAAUUUAGAGUCACCAGUUAACCUAACCUGCAUGUCUUUGGACUGUGGGGGAAACCGGAGCACCCGGAGGAAACCCACGCGGACACGGGGAGAACAUGCAAACUCCGCACAGAAAGGCCCUCGCCGGCCCUGGGGCUCGAACCCAGGACCUUCUUGCUGUGAGGCCAUUAUAACACAUUUUUACAAAAAAAAGGUAAAUCUAAGAAACAGAGAAAUAAUCUGCCUUGGCUGAAUAGUGAGAUUUUAAAAUUAAUGAAAAGUAGAGAUAGUGCUUUAAAGCAAUCUCUUAAAACAAAAACUACGAGUGACAGACAGAUCUUCACAUCAUUAUGAAAUAAAGUCCUAAGGAUGACCCGUAAAUCAAAAGCAGAAUUUUACAUUGAGACAAAGAGGCAAAUGGUAAUGGAAAGCUAAUAUGGAACAAUCUAAAUAAGCUAUUGGGAAGGGACAACUCUAAUUAUCUUAGUGAUUUACAACUCCAAGUACAUGGUAAGCUAACCGACAACCUAGACAUCAUUGUGAAUGACCUUAACAGAUUUUUUAUUGAGUCAAUACAGGAACUCACAAAACACUUAAAAUGCUCACACAUUCCUCAUAAUCCUGUUGAUGCAAGUAAACCAGUAUUUAUCAUAGAAGAAGUAACUGUCCCAGAGGUAAUAAAAAUAAUAUCUUUUAAAAGUUCAAAGGCCAAAGACACAUUUGGUCUUACUAGUGAUUUUUUAAAGACCCACAAGGAGGCGCUUGCUGACCCAAUUGCACAUCUUGUAAAUCUAUCCAUAAAGCAUGGUAUAGUACCAUCAACAUGGAAGAUUGCUAGGGUCACCCCAGUCUUUAAGUUGGGGGACAAGACUAAAUCUGAGAACUACCGACCAAUAAGUAUUUUACCCAUCAUUUCCAAAGUAGCGGAGAGAUGGGUCACUACAAAACUGACAGAACAUUUAAAUAAAGGUUAUGCCACUCUCCAUCCAAUGCAAUUUGGGUUUAGGAAAUUCCAUUCCACAGAGACAGCUACCUGCUAUUUCCUAGAAAACUUAAAGAGCAUGUUGGAUCAGGGUGGCUAUGUUGCCAGCGUAUUUCUUGAUUUAAAACGUGCUUUUGACACAAUCAUGAUUUGCUUAUUGCAAAAUUUAACAUAUUUCAAUUUCUCAAAUAGCGCCCUCUGUUGGAUGAAGUCAUACUUGUCAGACAGAAAACAGGCAGUUCAAAUUGGUGACUCAUUGUCUUCAUACCUCACUUGUUCUGCUGGAGUUCCGCAGGGCUCAAUACUGGGUCCUGUUUUAUUUAGCUUGUAUGUCAAUGAUCUACCUGAUGUCUGUAGAAACAUAAAAAUACAACUAUAUGCUGAUGACACUGUACUAUACUGUCAUGCAAACUCUAUGCAAGAAGCUGCUACAAGACUCUCAGGAGCCAUGGUGCCGGUGUCCCAUUGGCUCCAAAACUGCUGCCUACAUCUGAAUACAAAAAAAACCUGUAUGUUUUUUUCACGACAACCAACAGGGGGGCAGCAACCAUCAGUUAUGGUAGAUGGAGAGAGACUUGAUGUGGUUGAUCAUUUUAAAUAUCUUGAUCAUUUUAAAUAUCUUAAAAUACCUUUGACUCUUCUCUUAAUUUUAAGCAACAUGUUAAAAAAGUAAUACAUAAAGUUAAAGCUAGUUUAUCUAAUUUUAAACACAAGACCUUUCCUACCCAUGGAGACCUAUAUGCAUGCAAUGAUAUUUACUCACAUUUCCUACUGUUACACUACAUGGUCACACACAGCAGAGAACAUUUUAAAACCAAUUAAUUCUCUCUUCAAGAGAACACUUAAAGUUCUUGAUAACAAGCCCAUAUAUCACCACCACUGUAACAUUGUUAAGAAAUACCAAAUAUUGGACUUUGAUAGUUACCAGUUGUUUUUAGAUGUCUGUCUCAUUUUUAAGGUUUUGAAUGGACUAGCCCCUCCACCAUUACAGGAUUUCAUAAAGAAAAAAUCUUCACGAGUAAACACAAGAGCACUGACAAAAGGGGACUGUGAAGUCAAAUGGCGUAGAACUAAAUUCAGCCAAAUGGUGGUGUCCAUUAGAGGAACGCAGUCCUGGAAUACACUGCCAGCUCAUAUCAGACUGUGUGACAACAUCAACACCUUCAAAAUGACCCUUAAACAGUGGCUGAAGAUAAGUCAGACCUGCUCCCAUUAAUGACCUUAAUUUCCAGGUGUAUAUUGUGAACUUGGUUUUACUUUCUGUACUUUUAUAUGUAUUUUGUGUUUGUGAUGUAUGAGUAUAAUGUCUGCAUGUUCUGUGAUGUUGUAUUGUUUGUUUUAUUGUUGUUUGGCUUAUGAUACCUGCCUUAGGACAACGGAUGAAAUUUAGCAAUUAUGCUAACUCUGGCAUAUUUAUAUUGAUGUUUUUUACUGAUGUAUUGAUUAAUGUGCAAUGUCCUAAUCAAAUAAAUGAAAUGAAAUCCC
This is a messenger RNA of Neoarius graeffei (lesser salmon catfish), 6100 nucleotides long. RefSeq lists its product as uncharacterized. The record is from RefSeq and is a predicted model, not a curated record. Gene Ontology annotation, molecular function: catalytic activity. The transcript is spliced from 2 exons. The coding region runs from base 2596 to 3615 and encodes 339 amino acids. Lineage: Eukaryota; Metazoa; Chordata; Actinopteri; Siluriformes; Ariidae.